Perognathus longimembris pacificus (Pacific pocket mouse) is the source of this 1020-nucleotide messenger RNA. RefSeq names its product transmembrane protein 218 (gene Tmem218). The transcript has 5 exons. Lineage: Eukaryota; Metazoa; Chordata; Mammalia; Rodentia; Heteromyidae. The record is from RefSeq and is a predicted model, not a curated record. Bases 303 to 647 code for a protein of 114 amino acids.
CCAAUACAUUUCUUAAGAUUCCUUCUUUAAAACAAAAAUUUUAGUCAAGUAUAAUACACAUUAGACAUGGUAUACAAAUUCUAAAGGCAUAGCUAGAUACAGCUGACCCAAAUAAAGCCAGAUGAAGAAACAGUUUCAACAGAACUCCAGAACGUGCUCCAGCAAAGGUGUUCUACAAGGCCUGGAAGUUUUCUCCCUUUUGUGAAUAAGAACUGGACAGCAGAGUGGAGAGUUCUGUCUUGUGAUUGCCUGAACACCAGGAGCAGGUGCAGGCAGCCCCUGCCUGGUGCCCUCUCCCCCUGAUGGCUGGCACAGUGCUGGGCGUGGGUGCCGGCGUGUUCAUCCUCGCCUUGCUCUGGGUGUCGGUGCUGCUGCUGUGUGUGCUGUUAUCCAGAGCCUCCGGGAUAGCUAGGUUCUCCAUCAUUUUUGUCUUCCUUGGUGCUAUGGUCAUCACAUCCGUUCUAUUGCUUUUCCCCCGAGCCAGUGAACUCCCAGCCCCGGAAGUCGAAAUGAAGAUCGUGGAUACCUUUUUCAUCGGCCGCUAUGUGCUACUGACUCUGCUCAGCAUCGUCUUUCUCGGAGGCCUCUUCUUGGUUCUAACCCACCAUGUGCUGGAGCCGAUCUAUGCCAAACCACUGCGGUCCUGAUGGUCUUUUCUGAGGAAACCAAGACUCUUCUCCUCCCCUUCAUUUUGAUGUCAUCUUGAGAAGAAGAGGAUGGCUUUCGCAUCUUCUGACUGGAGGAAUAUCCAUUUACCACUACGACAAAACUCUCUUGAGUUCUGGCUUCCAGAAACAAAUCACAAAAUUGACCCUACAGGCACAGAGUCCUAGCUGACUUCUUAGAACCUGCACUUCAGGAUUUCCAUCUGUUUUGAAAGGAAAAGAGUUAUGCUGAUCUGCUUAGAGUACAUUUUCUAUCAAAUUGUUAGUAGUAGAUUUGGGGGAAUUUUUUUUUCUUCUGUUGUCCAACAAAAGAACCUGAUCUUUUUUGGUAGUUUGUAGGAUUCUUAGUUUUAAG